Messenger RNA from Trichoplusia ni (cabbage looper), 775 nucleotides. RefSeq lists its product as uncharacterized. Lineage: Eukaryota; Metazoa; Arthropoda; Insecta; Lepidoptera; Noctuidae. The record is from RefSeq and is a predicted model, not a curated record. The coding region runs from base 146 to 691 and encodes 181 amino acids. The transcript has 3 exons.
UACAGAAAAUCGCUUUAUAUGUAUUUAAUACACACAGUAUUUGCUGCAACCAUAGAAACAACUACCGUACCAUUGCUAUGAUACCAUCGACCACGCUUCGCACUCAAUCCGAUACCUUCGUAAAGUCAGCAGGCAACUAAACGCAAUGCAAGCCAACUACCCUAAAAAGUUACCUAAACCCAUUUGGGACCGAGUGCAUUUACAAUAUCCAGUCAGGAAAUACCCUGAGACAGGGGUUUCCAGUGAAUUCAUCGGAAGAAAAUGGAGGGACCAACCAGAAGUCAUUAUGGACAAGAAAACACCGAUCGAGGAAAUAAAGAACUAUUUCCAAGAUUACAACGUAACGAAACAGCUGACAAGAUCUCAAACUACCGAACACUAUAACUUCAAACUCCCUGAAACUAAGAGGUUUAACAAACAUACUUCAUGCACUGAAAAUGAGUAUGUUUAUCCGCAGAGCAGAAGGAUUGAAGAUCGAGUCCCACAAUUGUCAGCACACGGCACAACAGAAAUGCGAGAACGUUAUACACCACCAGUGAUACCGUCGCGACUGGUGACGGACAAAGACCAAUAUAAACUUCCAACAAAAAUUCCACUUUAUCCAGUAAGUAAUUAUAAGCUUUAUUCCGAGGGUAAAAGCUCUUCGUUUUCAGAGUCUAACCAAUUGCCUAUUCUGGGUUUUUUGGAUUGAUUAUGAGCGUUAAAUUAGGUCAUAUUCUUAUAGACUAACUAGCUGUUACCCGCGACUUCGUUCCCGUGGGUAGAAGAAGAUAUA